CGUCAACGUGCCAGGUCAAUAUGAGAUGACCAAAUACGGAAAAAAAGCUUUUAUACGUGGUUUUCUCACCCCACACCUUAGGGAGCAAACCACCUGUGGUGUCUUGAUAGCCCUGCGGCUCCAAAAUCACUUCUAGGUUGAAGCAAAAGGCAGAAGAUCUCUUGCAAUGCUGAUAAAGAAAAGAGCCAAUUGAAAGUAACGAAGCAAAAGUAUGGCAGGAGGUUUAAGUUGCAACGGAGAUCCUACAUUGAGUCGAGUUUGUAGAGAUUUUCUACGAAAUGUCUGUCAUAGAGGAAAACGGUGUAAAUAUCUUCACGAACGAUCGGAUGAUGACCCUGCAGAUGAAUAUACAUUCUGCCAUGAUUUUCAAAACGGCAUUUGUAACUGGCCCGGAUGUCGUUUUUUACACUGCACAGAAAGUGAAGAAAAACAUUUCAAAGCAACGGGCGAACUACCUCCACAUAUAUUGAGUAAUUUGAAAUCAACCAGUGAUAAAUCCGAACUUCCAUUGUGUAAGGAUUUUAUUAAAGGUAGUUGUCAACGCGUCAAUUGUAAGUAUAGACAUUACAAAAAGGAAGAACCAAAACACCCUAUGGUACCACCACCCCAUCAUAAUGUUGCUAGACCUCAACAUAAUUUCAAUGGAGUCAGCAACGGUGAAAAUCGAAGAUAUGAAGAAGAAAGAAGUUUUCACUGGCAAAUGGAAGAGCCACAUCCAUUAGUCCAUAACAAUGGGUACAACCCUCCUACUCAUCCUCCUGAUUAUUUGGGACCUCCUGAAGCAAAGCGACGAAUCGUUUCGGGUCAAACCGUUGUGCAUUUCGAAGCCUCGCCUUUGGUUGGACAGCAUUCAACUCAGCCUGUACCAUCGGGCUACUACUAUCCUGUGAUUCCUCGGAACGAAGCUAGGGCUAUUAUUUUAGAAGAUGAAAACGCGCUGCUCAGAAAAAAAAUUGAAGAGUUGAAAAAACAGGUCAGUGAUUUGACGGCAACCAACGAGUUCUUACUUGAUCAAAAUGCACAACUAAGAAUGUCUGGUAAAAGAACAACAAAUGUCACUUCCGUAACAGUUCCAGCAGUCACAAUUACAAAUACUGUACCUCCGUCUCAAGCCCCAACACCUCAACAAAUGGUCAAUGCCGCUGUUGCGGCUGGAACUUUGCGAACGGUAACAGCUAGUGUAGCAACAGUUCCUGUUAGCAUAGCUACUGUAACUCCGGUAUCUAUCGCCGCUGUUUCUAUGGCACCAGUUUCUAUACCACCUCCUAUAGUUACUAUGGCUCAACAAACUAUUACCAUGAGUGGCUCUGGUCCUCAACCAACAAAUCAACAACCGCAAAAUGCUCAACAACAAACGAAUUUACCUCUUUCAAUUUCUGGUCCAACAGCGCCACUUGUUUCCUACCCAAUUAUGACGCAAGAACUCAGACCUGUUCUACAAUAAAGAUUGUUGUUUUAUCCUAACUAAGAUUAAAAUAAUAUUAGAAUACGUUCGGAGAUGUCUUCAUGUAUGUAAGUAGUUCGUAAUGUUGGAGAGAUACGAAUAUGUCAACAAUUAUAUUUUAUAUUCAAAAACAAUUGUACAAUUUUAUUCGAUUCAGAGAUGCUGAAACGCCAAGAAAAGCUAGCCAGCCCAGUCAGGACUGCUGUUCAAACUCUUUUUUUUCAAACUGAAAGCUGAUUUGUUUAACCAUUAUUAUUGUGUUGCAUGUACGGUUUUUCUUAAUAUUGUCAUUAUUUUAAUAAUUAUGAUUUUUUUUCGUUUACUUGAAUUUGAGUCAACCUUGAUUCCUGAUAUCGUCGAUAAGGGUGAAUCGGAGACAGUUAAAAAAUGUUUUCAAGCUCAUACAAGUCUAGAGGGCAACAAUAAUACGUAAUAAUAUAAAAUAUUCAUGUACUUACACAUGUCAGUACGUCGUAAGUCAAUUUUUCAUUAAAGCUGUAAAUGGUCGCUCAGAUUCUGGUAUCUUUGACAGUUAACGAUCAUGGGUAUAGCUUAAACAAGCAUACAUAGUUGGACAUUUGUUUUGUUUGCAAAAGUAAUUAAUCGUUCAAAUUUUUUGGCUAUUAACACACUUAUGUAUAGAAAUUAGCACCUUGCGUAGUACCUGUCAAAAUGUCGACGCAGUUUUUAGUAUUAGAUGAAGAACCAAGUAUAUUUUCAGUUGUUGACGUACGUACAAAUAUUUGAUUACAAAAAAAAAACGAAAAAAAUAGCUCAAACAUAAUUAGGAAUAAUUAUAUUAUAAUACCUAUUAUAAAUACUUGACCUCAGUCCCAAAAUGGAAAAAAAAAAAAACAAUACAAUUUUAAUAGAUUUGAAAAUACGGGGAAUUACUUAUCCAUCUUUUAAAUACCCAAUGAAUCGAGGGACCAAAAUCUCUGAAGAAAGUAAAACUGGAAAGUCCCUUUAUAUUGAAUACCGCAUGCCCUACUUUAUAUCGAAUAUGCAUGAAAUAAUAAAUAAUACAAAUAA
Molecule: messenger RNA, 2476 nt
Organism: Athalia rosae (coleseed sawfly)
Lineage: Eukaryota; Metazoa; Arthropoda; Insecta; Hymenoptera; Athaliidae
Product: zinc finger CCCH domain-containing protein 10-like
Exons: 4
Coding region: 212-1444 (410 amino acids)
Molecular function (GO): metal ion binding
Source: RefSeq, a predicted model, not a curated record